Messenger RNA from Esox lucius (northern pike), 2254 nucleotides. It is a transcript of the gene setd4, whose product is annotated as SET domain containing 4. Gene Ontology annotation, molecular function: histone H3K4 methyltransferase activity; histone H3K36 methyltransferase activity; transcription coactivator activity. The record is from RefSeq and is a predicted model, not a curated record. Gene Ontology annotation, biological process: positive regulation of transcription by RNA polymerase II; peptidyl-lysine trimethylation; peptidyl-lysine monomethylation. Bases 133 to 1803 code for a protein of 556 amino acids. The transcript is spliced from 12 exons. Lineage: Eukaryota; Metazoa; Chordata; Actinopteri; Esociformes; Esocidae.
UAAACUAGCUAAAGGUGCUCGUAAGGCCGCAUGUAAUGUGGCUCAGUGUUUACAGAGCCCUAUAAAGACUCCUCUGACUCAUUCUUAGCAUUAACGCUGAAUGGCUCGGCCACAAUUGUUGCCACACUGGUUAUGUUGUCAUCCUCCUUGUUAAGGCGCUGGUUGAAUUUCCCAGACAGGCUCUUGGUUUUGGACUUUUUUUACCAGUGGUGUGCCACAAGCUUGGUGGUUGCUACUCCUCUUGGUGGCCGUAGAAAUCCUGGCAAACAACCCCGGAAGCAGGCAAUUUAUCGGGAAGAAAACCAAGUUGCUCAACAACCUCAGCCAAGCAAGCUGCCCUCACUAUUAAAGCCAAUCAACCGUGCGCAGAGAGGCUGCGCAGCCCCGGAAAUACAAACUGUAUCCGUUUUGCUGCUGAGUGAGGAUCGGCAGACCAACAUCAUGAGGAAGAAAAAUGGAAGAAGGGCAAGGAAGAAGAGGAGGAAACUGGAGUUCAGAGAUACAGUUGUUCAGUCAGUGACACUAUCCCAUGAACCACAAUUUGUGGCGCUAAGAAGAUGGCUGCAACAGCGAGGCUUCAGCUCCAAACUCUUAGUACCAGCACACUUCUCCGACACAGGACGUGGACUGAUGACAUUAGAGCCUAUCAAGGCUGGUGCUUUGCUGAUUUCCUUACCUGAGAAAUGCCUUUUAACCACCUCUACUGUUCUAAGGAGUUACAUUGGUGAAUACAUGAAAAGAUGGAAACCACCUAUUGCUCCUCUACUUGCUCUUUGUACCUUUCUCAUCUCUGAGAGACAUUUUGGGCAACUUGCUGAAUGGAAGCCCUACAUUGACGUCCUGCCCCAAAAAUACACAUGCCCGGCUUACUUCUCUGAUGAGGUCAUCGAAGUGUUGCCGGGGAACAUGAGGGACAAAGCCCUGGAGCAGAGAGCCAAGGUUCAGGAGCUGCAAACCUCUUCGUUGGGAUUCUUCAGCUCCCUCCAGCCCCUCUUUAGCCAACCUGUGGAUGGCGUGUUCACGUAUGAUGCGCUUCGCUGGGCCUGGUGCAGUGUCAACACACGCACUGUGUAUAUGGAGCACCCGCCCAGCCCUUAUUUGUCUAUGGAGAGAAAUGUGUAUGCUUUAGCCCCAUACCUGGACCUGCUCAACCACUGUCCAGCCGUACAGGUAGAGGCGGGCUUCAGCCAAGGAAGCUAUGAGAUAGGUAGCGUCCAGGGCUGCAAUCGAUUCCAGCAGGCUUUCAUCUGUUACGGUCCCCAUGACAACCAACGUCUCCUGCUGGAGUAUGGUUUUGUUGCUACCGGAAACCCUCACAGUGUUGUUUAUGUAGACCAAGGUGUCCUCUGGCAAUGCAUCAGUACAACAGACAGAAACCAGCUGGCGCAGAAACUACUUUUCCUAAAGAACAAUGACUUUUUAGAAAAUCUGACCCUAAGUUUGGACGGGCCCUCCUGGAGACUGAUGACUGCACUCAGGUUGCUCUCACUCAAGCUAGAACAAUACCAUCUGUGGAAGAGUGUCCUCCAGGGGGCGGUGGUGAGCCAGGACAGAGAAGAGUGGUGUGUUGAAGCAGCCUUACGGAUUUGUCACAACCUCAUAGACGACAAUGCCAGAGCUCUGGAUAAGAUAUCCCAACUGACAGAGAAUGCGGACGCGUCUUUGACAGAGCAGCUAGCUGUGGUAGAACAUCUACAAGGAGAGGAGCAAGGGAUUCUGGGUUUUAACCUGGAAGUGCUGCAGAGACUUAAAAACAAAUUUUGCCAUGUACACGGUACAGAAUACCAAACCUUUCCUGUAUGAAGUGCCAUAACUGUUUAUCCCAAGAUGCUACGCUCCUAUGAGACGUCAAUGUCUGUUUUCUCUAUCAGUGGAAUGGAAGUGGCCUACCGAGGGGGUACCGUCACUGAUUGGUGAAUGACCUCAACACAGACAUUUGUUAACUCUGUCCUAUCCCAGUCAGGGUCAGCAAAGGGCUGUCUCUCAACACCACUGAUACCCUCUGGAAGUGUACAAGCGGACAAUGCCAUCUGUUUCCAAUCCGCUGACCCAUCCAGGAACAGGACAUUACCGUUUCCCCACCGCAAAUGUAGUAAUUUAGUACUGAAUUUAAAGUUGCAAUUUAUGUAGAAAUCAAUUUAGGUCAUGUUCAGUAAGGAAUCGAACAGAAGGAGCAACACUGCUGUUUGGUGGUUGUCUACUGCAAGACGGUUUGCUACAGUUUGCCAUACUGAACACGUCCUUGUUGUUUCAC